GAGACAGACACUGUGUCGUUUUUGGAGGCGGAGGCAGCAGAGUUCCAAGCUCGAUCUCCCAGAGGUUCGCUUUACCUGGUGGCAGUCAUGUGAUCGUUUGCGCACCUGGGCGUCUCCUGGACAAGGCGGCGAAGCAGACAGGGUGACGGACGGACAAGCAGACAAUCGGGCGGAGGGACGUGCCGCUUUGUUGUUUUCUUGGGUUGUUGCGCAAAUCCGGAGGGAUGUGCUGUUGCUGAGGCGCUCCUUCUUUCCUUUCAUUUUUUAUUUUGCGAGCGGUCUUGGUUAGCCGAGGAUGUGAAGUUUUCUUUUUGCGGAUCGGCGCUUUUGCUGUGGCUGGAUUUCCUACAACUUGCAGUGAUGGAUACAUGUCUGGAGGUGUUCUGUCUCUUCCUGAUAUUCAGCACUGGCAGCAUCAGCAGUGAAAGAAAUCCCACAUUCAGCUGUGAAACAACCAUAAAUAAUGUGGCAAUCAAUCCUGAGACUGAAGAUGUGUAUGUGGGUGCAGUCAAUGCUCUUUUUCAGUUGUAUCCAAAUCUGGUUGAAAAGAAAAUGAGAAAAACUGGUCCAGAACCAGAUAACCGCCAGUGCACGCCACCCAUCACUAAAAACUGUGAAGCUGUAGACACCGACAACAUCAACAAGCUGCUACUUAUAAACAAGGCAGGCAAAGAGCUGAUAGUGUGUGGCAGUCUCUUCCGGGGCCUUUGCACCUUGCUCAACUUGGAUGACAUUGACACAGAAAAGUACUAUAAGAAUACUGAAGGAGAGAAAACUUUUGUAGUUAGUUGUGAGGAGAAAGUCUCAGUAGUGGGAGUUGUUUCUACCAUCCAUGCAGACAACAGAAAUUUGUCUGUCUUCUUCGUGGGGAAAGGUUAUGGCAGCCAGGAUACUGCCAAAUUGGUCAGCACUAGGCUACUGAUGAAGGUAGACUCACGGGAUAUUUUUGAGAGUUAUGCUGAUGCCUCCACGUUGCAGGCGAACUCCUUCCUACCCAAAUACAAGCACAGCUUUACUUUCUCCUUCCAGAAUGAUAUAUUUGCCUACUUCCUCUUCUCCCGCACCAAUGGGCGCAAUGACAACUCCAACUACACUUUUGUCUCCCGGCUUUGCCAGAGUGACAAGCAUUAUUAUUCUUACAUGGAGCUACAGCUGAACUGUAGUCUGGCUGAUAAGACUCAGACUUUGAACACACCACGCUCAGCAUACGUCACUGAAGCUGGGGAACAUCUAGCAAAAAUUCUGAUGCAAAAAGAGGAGGUUGCUCCCCAAGACCAGCUGCUCUUUGUGCUCUUCUCUUCUGAUGACACAGUGGUUCAAAACCCAUCCUCUGCCCUCUGCAUAUAUCCUCUGAAAGCUAUCAAUGAGAGACUGGAGAGCAUCCAGAGUUCUUGCUACUCAGACGGUGGAAUAAAGGAUGAGAAACAGGCAGCAUUCACUCCCUAUUUAUUUGACCAAUCUGCCUCUUGGCCAUCAAAAUGCCAAAACAAACAAGCGAAGAAUAUUAUGAAGCAAUAUAGGUGUGGUGACGACUUCCUCCCUACCCCAGUGGGAACCACACCAGAGUUUGCCCUCUCUUCAAAAGCUGUGAUCAGCUACAGUGAGUCUCUUACUGCUGUGGCAGUGGCAGUAGAGAAUGGACAUUCAGUGGCUUUUCUGGGAAAUGAUCAAGGCAGCAUCUACAAAGUACAUCUGGCUGCUGAGGGCCGGCAAUAUGAGAAACUGAAUGUGGGCAAAACCAGGGUAAACAAGCAGCUCUUAUUUGACAAGUCUCAGGAUAAUUUGUAUGUCACCAUGGAAAAAAAGAUCACUCGCAUCCCGGUUCAGAACUGUGAACGCUGGACCGACUGCCAGUCCUGCAUUAAACAGCAGGACCCUUACUGUGGCUGGUGUGUACUGGAGGGCAAGUGUACCCGGAGGGCAGCAUGUCCAUUGGCUGCAGAAAAUAACCACUGGCUUUGGAGCCCUGACCAGAAGUGCAUUGAGAUAAACAGUUUUGAGCCAAGCAACCAGAGUCGUGGAAAUCCUAAACAGGUGACUCUGACGCUUAAUCCAUUUCCAUUAAUUGAAGAAACAGUGACAUGUGAUUUUGGUGGGAAAUUGACAGAAAUUACCAAUGCCAACAUCCUUGUCUGCGAACCACCAAGUGCCCAGGAUAUUCCCUCUACUCCUCAAGAAAAAGAUUUUGUGGAAGUGAAAGUGAAGAUUAGUUUAACAAAAAGUAACAUCCUGCUGGCUUCUGGAAUGUUCCAGUUCUAUGACUGCAGUGCUGCCAUGAGAAAGCAGCAGAAUAUGCCAUGCUUCUCUUGUGUGACCAGCCAGUGGCACUGCCAGUGGAACUUGGAACACCACAGAUGUGAAGAAAGCACAGAAUCACCGGAUUACAAAGCCAUUGGGCAUAAUCAGGAGAGCCAGUGCCCCCUGUUUGAGGAUCCAUCUCCCAGCAUACUCUCUGUAGGAAUUGAAAAAAGCAUAAGCUUCACUGGGAGAAACCUAGACUUCUACCAGGACAAGUUAUUAAAGGUUAGCGCAACGCUCAUGAAUUCAGAUGUGGAGGUUAUAAAGAAGGACGAGUCUUAUGUCUUCCAGGGUCCAAGAUUCUCUUAUGACCAAGGCCAGAGCACUAGCCUUCUCUUCUUUGUGAUGGAAAGCAACAACGUAAUCGACAGUAACCUAAGCGUGACUCUCUACAACUGCUCAUUUGGCCGCAAUGACUGUAGUCUCUGCAAGAAUACCAACUUCCAAUAUAACUGCGUUUGGUGCAAGUCAUCCAUUUCCUGUCUGCACAAGGAACUCUGUGAGCAAGAAGAAACUGAAUGCCCCCAACCCGAGAUCCUUGAUAUGAUACCACGCAGAGGGCCCUUGGAGGGAGGCAUCUCUGUGACAAUCAAAGGCUCCAAUAUGGGCAUCACAAAAAACGAUAUAAGCAAAAUUCAGGUGGCAGGCAUAGACUGCAUGCACAAGGAGGACAAGUAUGCCGUCUCCACCAGCGUAGUUUGUGAAACUGGUGCAUCGGCUGAGCCUGCUGAAGGAAAUGUUUUGCUGGUACUGACAAAUGGAAAAUCUGGGCUUUCCAAAUUCAACUUUUCCUAUAAGGAUCCCCAGCCUAAUGAUAUUCAACCAACAAAGGGUCAGAAAGCUGGUGGCACAAACGUUAUCAUCAACGGAGUUGAUCUGGAUGUUGGCACCAAGGAUGAUGUGCUUGUUGAAAUCAGUGGCACAAAGUGCACUGUAGUGGAGUUUGGCGCACAGAUCAUCUGCAAGACAGGAGGGUUUCCUGGGGAUCUGAGGGAGGCAGAUAAAGAAGUUAAAGUGAAGUACGGAAAAUUCACAGAGAAGAAGGGGCUACAUUUUGAAUAUGUUGAUAACCCUACCAUCACAAAAAUUGAGCCUGAUAGCAGCUUUGGGAGUGGUGGCAGGAAUGUAACAGUGACUGGCACAGGUUUUGAUGUGAUCCAGAAUGCAAUUAUGCGUGUGAAGAGUUCAUCAUCAAAGGCAGAUUACACAAAUGUGUCUGAGCAUAAAGGAGGGAUUAUGAAUGAAUCCACCAUGUAUUUUCUUACCCCCAAAGUGGGACAUACAGUCGAAGACAACAUGCUCACAUACAUUGUCCUUGAUGACCGGGAAAUGGGAGUAAACUUCAAAUAUCACGAUGACCCUGUCUUUAAUGUUGACACAGGUCACAUAUUCAAGAAAGCAGCUGUCAUAUCUGUGGCAGGCAAGAACUUAAACCUUGCAAUGACAGAGAAGGAGGCCAUUGCAUUUGUAGGUGAUGAACAAUGCACCAUCAAAGCACUUCUGAGCCAAGAACUCCUGUGCGAACCCCCCGCCACACAACCUCGUGCCAAACGUGUCAGGAGGGACACACAUGAAAAUAUGCCGGACUUUGAGGUUGUUUUUGGCUUCAGGUCCUGGAUUUUGGGAAAAGUGAACUAUGAGAAUCCAGGUAGAGACAUGCCACUGCACAUUAUUCUUCCUGUGGUUAUCAUCCCCAUGCUGGCCAUCAUUGCCAUAUCUGUUUACUGCUACAGGAGAAAGAGUCGGCAAGCUGAGCGAGAGUAUGAGAGAGUGCGCCACCAGCUGGAAAGUCUGGAGGAAAGUGUGAGGGACCGCUGUAAAAAGGAGUUUACAGACCUGAUGAUUGAAAUGGAAGACCAAACCAACGACCUCAAUGAGGCUGGAAUUCCUUUCCUGGACUAUAAGACAUACACUGAUCGUGUCUUCUUCCUGCCUUCCAAAGAUGGAGAGAAUGAUGUGAUGGUGACUGGAAAACUGGACAUUCCUGAGGCUCGCCGCCAUACAGUGGAACAGGCGCUCAACCAGUUCUCCAACCUUCUCAACAGCAAACCAUUCCUCAUAAGUUUCAUUCACACCUUGGAAGGCCAGCGAGACUUUAAUGCAAGAGUUAAGGUGUACUUUGCAUCUUUGUUAACUGUGGCAUUGCAUGGAAAACUGGAGUACUAUACAGACAUCAUGAGAACCCUACUGCUGGAGCUCAUGGAGCAGUAUGUGGCCAAGAACCCUAAGCUGAUGCUUCGCAGGUCAGAGACGGUGGUGGAGAGAAUGCUUUGCAACUGGAUGUCCAUCUGUUUAUAUCAGUUCCUUAAGGAUUCUGCUGGGGAACCACUUUACAAGCUCUUCAAAGCCAUUAAGCACCAGGUGGAGAAGGGACCUGUGGAUGCAGCACUGAAGAAAGCUAAAUACACUUUGAAUGACACUGGACUACUGGGAGAUGAUGUAGAGUACAGUGUCCUGACAUUGCAGGUUUUGGUGCAAGGCGAGGGCCCUGAUGUGGUUCCUGUGAAAGUUCUGAGCUGUGACACAAUCUCUCAGGUUAAAGAAAAGGUCAUUGAGCAAGCCUUUAGAAAUGUACCAUACUCUCAGAGGCCUAAGGCAGAUAGCGUGUUGCUGGAGUGGCGGCCUGGCUCCACUGGUCAGAUAUUGUCAGACUUGGACCUCACAUCCCAGAAGGAUGGCCGUUGGAAACGUAUGAAUACACUUGCCCAUUAUAAUGUCAGAGAUAAUGCCACUUUAGUACUGUCCAAAGUUCUCCACCUUCAGCAGCCUGAGGAACACCACCAGGACCCUAUGGAUGAACGAAAUGCUUUGCUUGAGGAUAACAAAGUAUGGCAUCUAGUUCGCUCAGCAGAUGAAGUGGAGGAGGUCAAAUCAAAGGGUGGGAGCAUGAAGGAGAAGGCCAAGGCCAUCACUGAAAUUUACCUGACACGGCUUCUGUCAGUGAAGGGCACUCUGCAGCAGUUUGUGGAUAACUUUUUCCGUAGCGUCCUCUGCUCUAGUGCUGUGGUGCCUCCAGCAGUGAAGUAUUUCUUUGACUUUCUGGAUGAACAAGGAGAGAAGCAUGAAAAUGUAGAUGAAGAGACUAUUCACAUAUGGAAAACCAACAGUUUGCCACUAAGGUUCUGGGUGAACAUCCUGAAAAAUCCUCACUUCAUAUUUGACAUCCAUGUCCAUGAGGUGGUGGAUGCUUCCCUGUCGGUCAUCGCACAGACCUUCAUGGAUGCCUGUACAAAGAGUGAUCACAAGCUGUCAAGGGAUUCACCAAGCAAUAAGCUUCUCUACGCUAAGGAAAUCUCAACCUAUAAGAAGAUGGUUGAUGAUUACUAUAAAGGUAUCAAACAAAUGGUGUCAGUCAGUGACCAGGACAUGAAUACUUACCUGGCAGAAAUAUCUAGGGCCCACACUGACAAGCUCAAUACCCAGGUUGCUCUGCACCAGCUCUACCAAUAUGCUAGCAAGUACUACGAUGAGAUCAUUAACGCCUUGGAUGAAGAUCCAGCCACACAGAACAAGCAAUUAACCCUAAGGUUGCAGCAAAUUGCAGCUGCACUGGAGCACAAAGUGACUGACCUCUAGCUCUAAGGAUGGAGCAGGGCUUCACCAGCACCUUCUUCAAGGAAGGAGGAAAGUAUUCUGGAGACUCUGACGCUGCUGCCCUUUAUAAUGCACCACUCAAGUGACUAGCUUCUUCCUAUUUAGAGAAAAAGCAUGUUUUUAUUGAGCAGCUCAAGCGAUUGAACAGGGUGUGACUCUUUGAGAAGCCCACCUACACGCGAGCCUGGUGCCUUUGGCAAUGCAGGACUAAGCAAUAUUGCAUACGGUACCAUCUGCUGCACAGAGACCAUGGGUUUCCAGCCACUGAACAGAGUGGCAGGACAGAGGCAGUUGUACUGGGGCUGCAGCAGAGACACGGGGUUGGGUGCCCCCAUCCACUUGUGCCUUAUUGUGGGACGGCUUAUUCUUGGAGCCAGCCCUGCUACUGGUUUACUUCCGGCCAUGUAGAACCACCCCAGCAAUAAAUACAGUUGAGCCGCCUUGCCACUUCUUUAUUCAUUUUUUUUUCUCACUCCUUAAAUUGCCAUCUACUGUUCUAUCUCACACCUGGAAUUUAAUGCUGUUGGGCCCGAUGCCAUAGAUUGAGAAGAAUAAUGUUGGGAGGGUGGAGAGAAAGCAAACAAAGGCAGCAUUGACACUUGGGUAAGGUGUACACCGGAGAAAACCAAGAGUGGCUUUGACCAAGUCAAAGCUGGCAUUAAUACUGCUCUGUGAACUGGCGAUUAAUUAACAAGAGGAACUUGCUCUAUCUCCAAAUGGAUAACAUUGUUCUAGUUAGGGUUUGUUUCUUACUUUCUGUCUUUUAUGUCUCUAUAGUGUCAUUUACAGUGGCGGUACAGUCUAAUUGUUAUUUCAUAGAGUGCCUAUCAGAAUGUGCUUUAAAGUAGACAUAUAGUCCUAUCUUUAUUCAUAUUUACGGACGAGAUUACUUUAUACUUGCUGCACAAUCCAUGACUGUUUUAUUGUCUAUUUUUGAGUGUCUUUUGUAAACAAGUGCUUUACCUGGGCAGUACAUCAAUCUGUUUUAUACAGAACCUUUUGUCAAGAAAAUAUUUUACAGGAGUAGUGUACGACUUGCAGACACUUGCAUGAGCAAACUGUCUAAUGCUAGCAAAACAAUCUUCACUUUAUGUAACCACUUUUAGGGGAUUUCUCAAAUAACAAUAUAAUUAGUUAA
Erpetoichthys calabaricus (reedfish) is the source of this 7030-nucleotide messenger RNA. It is a transcript of the gene plxnb2b, whose product is annotated as plexin b2b. The transcript has 36 exons. NCBI's taxonomy places the organism in Eukaryota, Metazoa, Chordata, Cladistia, Polypteriformes, Polypteridae. Gene Ontology annotation, cellular component: semaphorin receptor complex. Gene Ontology annotation, biological process: regulation of GTPase activity; semaphorin-plexin signaling pathway involved in axon guidance; regulation of cell shape. The record is from RefSeq and is a predicted model, not a curated record. The coding region runs from base 361 to 5874 and encodes 1837 amino acids. Gene Ontology annotation, molecular function: semaphorin receptor activity; protein binding.